AAUGAUGUGCCUUGCGAUCAGCCGGCUGCCUCUUCGAGAAGUAGCUUCGCUGCGUCAGGCUCGAAUUUACAAUCUCAUAAGAUGAUGGCGAUUCUACGCCGGGGAUGAACGCGACCGAUGGGGUUCUUUUCGUAUUGAGGGCCUUAUAUAAGUGACAUCGCUUGCACUCCCGUUUCGCUCUGCUGAUGCACUUGUUGCGCUUCCAUCCCCACUCACAGCAGACCAGACGUCUUUCUUUCUGAAUCGCCCAUUUCCUCAAAACAAACCGCGUCCAUGAUCACUGGUAAAUUAUUGCAUCGCGAGGAGGCGUCCUAUACAAGUUCAGAAAGGAGAUGUCUGGUAGCCUUCUAUGUCCUACAACUCACCGGAUUUGGUGGCCUCCUCAUCAUCCUGUUUACUGGGAUCCUUUCUCCCACUGUCGCGAAACGACAUUUUGCUUGUUGGUCAUUCUAUAGAAUGGGAACCUCCCCAUGCACUUUGCCUAACUCAGGCCAUAUUGGUAUAUUCGGUUCCUACAUUAACAGCUUGUACCACCACAGCGCUCGUAAUCCACGUUGGUUUCUUAUCUUCUUUCUCACAUGGAUCCUAAUAACCGUCUUGAAGGUCUCCGUUGCACUUAAUGCCCUUGUAUCGCCACCUUCCGGAGUUCAUUUCAAUUGGACGCCAUUUUGCCGUACGUUGCCUCAGGCGCUACAGCUGUCCUCUCCCUCGCCAUUGGCUUAAAAGAUCCCGACACCGUCGGCAGAAGAGAGUCGGCAAUGUAUUGCAACUUUGAAAAUCGAAUACCGUCUCGUGUCUCUUCUGCACUGGUUGCAGGCAUAAUGGCUCUGUGUCUGGG
Desarmillaria tabescens is the source of this 838-nucleotide messenger RNA. RefSeq lists its product as uncharacterized. The transcript has 6 exons. The record is from RefSeq and is a predicted model, not a curated record. The coding region runs from base 274 to 723 and encodes 149 amino acids. NCBI's taxonomy places the organism in Eukaryota, Fungi, Basidiomycota, Agaricomycetes, Agaricales, Physalacriaceae.